ACACGUGGUCUCGGAGGAGGCCCUGGGCGCCCUUGGAAGUCCUGGUCCUUGCGGGUCAUGGCCGGUCCAGUUCAGGGUGGUGGGGCCAGGUCCUUAGAUCUGCUCCGCGCCUUGCCGCGUGUGUGCUUGGCCAACUUGAAGCCCAAUCCGGGGUCCAGGAAGCCGGAGAGACGUCCAAGAGGUCGGAGAAGAGGUAGGAAAUGUGGCAGAGGUCACAAAGGAGAAAGACAGAGAGGAACCCGACCUCGCCUGGGCUUUGAGGGAGGCCAGACUCCAUUUUACAUCCGAAUCCCAAAAUAUGGAUUUAAUGAAGGACAUAGUUUCAGGCGCCAGUAUCAGCCUUUGAGUCUCAAGCGACUGCAGUAUCUUAUUGAUUUGGGUCGAAUCGAUCCAACUCAACCCAUUGACCUGACCCAACUUGUCAAUGGGAGAGGUGUAACCAUCCAGCCACUUAAAAGGGAUUAUGGGGUCCAGCUGGUUGAGGAGGGUGCUGACAGCUUUCAGGCAAAAAUUAAUAUUGAGGUACAGUUGGCUUCAGAACUAGCUAUUGCUGCAAUUGAAAAAAAUGGUGGUGUGGUUACUACAGCCUUCUACGAUCCGAGGAGUCUAGAAAUUCUGUGCAAGCCUGUUCCAUUCUUUCUGCGUGGACAACCCAUUCCAAAGCGAAUGCUCCCACCUGAAGCACUGGUACCCUAUUACACUGAUGCAAAGAACCGUGGUUACCUGGCAGAUCCUGCCAAAUUUCCUGAAGCAAGACUUGAACUUGCCAAGAAGUAUGGCUACAUUCUCCCUGAUAUCACUAAAGAUGAACUCUUCAAAAUGCUCAGUACUCAGAAGGAUCCCAGGCAGAUUUUUUUUGGUCUUGCUCCAGGAUGGGUGGUGAAUAUGGUAGAUAAGAAAAUUCUAAAACCUACAGAUGAGGAUCUCCUCAAGUAUUAUAGCUCUUGAAUUCCUUUCCAGGACGGCAGAGUUGUUGAAGAGUACCAGAAUAGGGACUCUCAUUGAAUUCUUCAAAUGUUUAAUCUUCCAGAUACUGAUGUUAGUUGUUGCUGUAAUCAUAUCUCUUUUUCCUUAAAAUAAAACUGUAGGAAGCAAGGAUGCAAAGAG
Molecule: messenger RNA, 1107 nt
Organism: Castor canadensis (American beaver)
Lineage: Eukaryota; Metazoa; Chordata; Mammalia; Rodentia; Castoridae
Gene: Mrpl15
Product: mitochondrial ribosomal protein L15
Biological process (GO): translation
Cellular component (GO): mitochondrial large ribosomal subunit
Molecular function (GO): structural constituent of ribosome
Source: RefSeq, a predicted model, not a curated record